CUCUGAAAAUGAUAAGAAUUUACAAUUUCGAAAUUAUUUAUUGUGCAAUCACAUUUCAAUUUAUCUUUCCUUAGUGCUAAACAGUGUUUUAAUCGCAAUCUAGUUAAGUGAUCCUUAAAGAUUUGUCAGUAAAGUUUUAUCAGCAAACGUGACCGAGUUAGCAUAUAUGUACAUAUGUGCGUAUGUACUGCAAAAAAAUACUUGAAAUAAAACGCUGACACAUUAACAAAACUAUAAUUACAUAUGAGUAUACUAGCGGCAAACCAAAAAAAUUAAAUAAAGUGAAAAAUGUUUCGCUUAUCACCAGACGUUUAUACAUUGAUAUAUAAAUUUAAGCGUAUAUUAUUCACUAAGCAAUUGGCUGUUUGCCGAUUUGAAAUAGCUUUCACGACAUAAAUUUUGUAUUAUAUGUACAUAUGUAUGUAGCAAGCGAAACUUGUUUGCUAAAGAAUUAAAAAGUGGCGGUAGGAAGUGAGAGUAAAAACUGUGCUAUUUUCACCGGCUGACAUUGUUUUACGAAAUUUUCGAAAAUGAAUUCAUUAGCACGCCGUUGUGUCAGCAUCCUAUCGACACAAUUAUUAGUGCAGCAACAAAAACAACAGAAACUUCUGUCAGUCUUUAGAAGUCAGCUAAACAAUCACUACCAGAAAAGGUCAACGUCUAACCGAAGGUUUUGCCAGUCAACAAACAAACCGCGCAAACAACAACAAGUACAUACGUUGUAUAAAAAUCUUAAAUCAACAAGUGGAACAUCAACAGCUGUUAGAAUGGGCUCAGCAAAUUGUAAAGAAUAUUCAACAACAACUUCGAAAAGGAUUGAGGAUGUUGCUGCUAAACCGCAGGACGGCACCUAUCAGUCUACAACCCAAGACAACAUGUCGGAAUACACGAGCGCUGUAGAGGUCUGCAACAUCGAAGAUCUGAAGGAUAAUGAAAUGAAAGCGUUCAACUUCGAUGAAGACACUAAAGUGUUGGUGGUAAAGCAGGACGGUGAGAUAACAGCGAUUGGUAAUAAGUGUCCGCAUUAUGGCGCACCCUUGCAUACCGGCGCUUUGGGUCAUGGACGCGUACGUUGCCCUUGGCAUGGCGCCACUUUCAAUACGCGCACCGGCGAUAUUGAAGACUUUCCGGGCUUGGACGCGUUGCCCUGUUUUAUGGUGCGCGUGGAAAAUGAUGGUAAAAUAAAGCUGCGUGCUAAGCGCACGGACUUGGAGAAGAACAAGCGCCUCAAGGAUAUGGUGAAGCGCGAUAAGUCUAACCAGCAAUGCGUCGUCGUUAUUGGUGGUGGGCCAGCAGCUGCCACGUGCGUGGAGGCCUUGCGCCAAGAGGGCUUUAGCGGACGCAUCGUUAUGUUGUGUCGCGAACCGUAUUUGCCUUAUGAUCGCAUAAAGCUCUCCAAAGGCCUAGGAAUACCCAUUAAUACGUUGGAAUAUCGGAAUGCGGACUUCUAUGCACAAUACGGCAUUGAGACGCUAAUUGGUGUAGAAGCGACUAAGGUUGAUACCGUGGCGAAAACUGUGCAAUGCUCCAAUGACGAAUCGAUCAAAUAUGAUCAACUCUUUAUCGCUACCGGUUUGAGUGCCAGAAAACCGCCUGUACCGGGAGUCGAUUUGAAAAACGUCUUCACAUUGCGUGACUAUGAAGACUCAAAGGCAAUAUUGGCAGCAGUAACACCGGAGACAAAUGUGGUCUGCGUGGGUGGAAGCUUUAUUGCAAUGGAAGUGGCUGCAGCGCUGGUCAACAAAGCAAAGUCGGUCACUGUGAUAUUUACUAGUGAUUAUCCAUUUGCCUUAUUCGGCGAUGCCGUCGGAAAACUUUUCUACGAUCUGUAUCGUGAAAAAGGUAUCAUAAUGAAAAAUCAAAGUCAACUCUCCGAAUUGUACGGUAAUGCCGAAGGUUUUGUGAACCAAGUAGAACUAAAUAACGGUAACAAAUUUGAUUGCGAUGUCGUCGUUCUGGGCACUGGUUCGGUUUAUAAUACUGGUUUCUUGGAAAACUCCGGUAUUCAUGUAAAUCGCAAUGGUUCCAUCAACACCGACAUGCAUCUGAUGACAAAUGUGAUUGAUGUCUAUGCCGGCGGUGACAUUGCCAAUGCACCAGUUUUUGCGAAUGCGAAUCAACGCGAAAGCGUUAGUCACAUACAAUUGGCACAAUAUCAUGGACGUGUGGCGGGACUCAAUAUUGCCGGCAACAUUCAGGAUCUACGCGCAGUGCCCUUCUUCUUCUCACUUAUUUUCGGUAAGGGAAUGCGUUAUGCUGGACAUGGUCACUUUUCCGACGUGCUGAUUAAGGGUGAUUUGGAGAACUUCAAGUUCGUUGCUUACUAUCUUGAUAACUAUGGUAAUGUGGUGGCAGUUCUGACAAUUGGUCACGAUCCGGUAGUGGCGCAAUUCGCCGAGCUGCUUAGCCAGGGCAAGCGUUUGCAUCGCUCACAUAUCGAGAACGGUGGAAAUCACUUGAACUGGACGCAUUGGUUGGAUGAGAAAAAGUCGCGGACACCCUGUGAAUGCUGAAGGACGUUUACUGCGUGGGUUUUUAUUAGAAAUAAAGAAACAUACGAUUAUAAUAAAAGGCGUUAUUAUAAAAAUGAAGUAUUACAAACAAAAAAUAAAUAAAAUUAAAUAAUCAUUGAUAAUUAAAUGUACACACGAAAAACACUCCCAACUUUAUACAUAUAUACAUAUUUAUAUACUAUUUUGCAUGUAAUACUCAAGAGAUUGCAAAUGAUAAACUUGAAAUAAAUAAUAAUAGUGAAAAUA
This is a messenger RNA of Bactrocera tryoni, 2759 nucleotides long. RefSeq names its product apoptosis-inducing factor 3-like. The record is from RefSeq and is a predicted model, not a curated record. Bases 531 to 2513 code for a protein of 660 amino acids. Gene Ontology annotation, cellular component: cytoplasm. Gene Ontology annotation, molecular function: 2 iron, 2 sulfur cluster binding; flavin adenine dinucleotide binding; oxidoreductase activity, acting on NAD(P)H. NCBI's taxonomy places the organism in Eukaryota, Metazoa, Arthropoda, Insecta, Diptera, Tephritidae. The transcript has 5 exons.